CUCUGUAGAGAUAAAUAGAUAUAAACUUUUAUAAAUAAAAUCUUUUAAUUAAGUUAUUAUUUUUUUAUUAGUUUCUGUGCAUUCAAUUCAAGUGCAUUCAGUGCUAGACAAGUGUUGGUCUUUUAAUUUAGUAGUGAAUAUCAAUAGCAAUGUCUACACAACCAGUGGAUCCGGCGUUUAGACUAAUUCCGCAAAAUUCAACAUUUUUCUACAUUUGGAGGAUUGAAAAACUUCAAGUAAUAGCGGUUCCAAAGGAGAGUUACGGCCAGUUCUACAGCGGGGACUCAUAUAUAGUUAUCUGUGCUACCGAUGGCAAGGAAAGGGCUGACUCUCAGCUUGUGCCCAAAGAGGUGCGGACAGGGCUCGACAUUCACAUACACUUCUGGUUGGGCUCAGAAACAUCUCAAGACGAGGCCGGAAUCGCGGCAUAUAAGUCGGUAGAGUUAGAUGACAAUCUCGGUGGGACACCAGUUCAGCACAGGGAGACUCAAGGUCACGAAUCGCAGAGAUUUUUAUCGUACUUCAGGAAUGGGAUGAGUUGGAGUCAACUGAACGACGGCGAUGUCUUCAUUCUGGACGCCUGUAGUCACGUAUUCGUAUGGACGGGUAGUUUCGCCAAUAACAUGGAGAAGAUUCAGGCCAUACAAGUGGCCCAACAGCUCAAGUCAGAGCACGCGCCCGAGUGUCAGGCCGUUGUGGUCGUGGAGGACAACAACGAGAGCUCGGAGUUAAGCCACGCCGAGAGGGAAGCCUUCGAGAAAUACUUGCCGUUGAGCGCGAAGAGUGUCUUAAGUCAUACGGAAGUGCCAAACGACUCGCGCAUCGAAAUGAAUCAGAGAACUGAAGUGAUUCUCUACCGGUGCACAGAUGAGGACCAGAGUCUUAAGGUGUCUAAAGUCAAAACAGGACCUCUCGAGCAGAAGGAUCUCAACUCAAACGACUCAUUUAUUGUGGACAACAAUUUGGGCGGAAUAUGGGUUUGGGUGGGAAAGAAGGCGUCCGCCAAAGAGCGCACCGAAUCCAUGCGUAACGCCCAGGGAUUCAUCACGAAGAAGGGUUACCCCCAACACACACGUGUCACGCGAGUGAUUGACGGCGGAGAGCCCAUUGAAUUCAAAAAUCUGUUCAAAUCGUGGAAAGACGCGAACUUAGCGAACGGCUUCGGGAACGCCUAUCACGUGGGAAAGAUCGCCAAAAUUAUUCCCCAGACGUUUGAUCCGUCGGUUCUGCACGAGAACCACGGGAUGGCCGCCGAGACUCAGAUGGUUGACGGCGGCAAUGGCCACAAACAAGUCUAUCGCGUCAAAGACUUUGAUUUAGUAGAGGUUCCCGAAGAAGAUUUCGGAAAAUUUCAUUCCGGCGACUGUUAUAUAGUGGUCUAUACAUACGGCGCUCAGAAUGUCAUCCUUUACUACUGGUUGGGAUCGAAAUCAUCUGUUGAUGAACGCGGAACGGCUGCCAUGAAGACCGUGGACUUAGAUAAUAAUAAGUUUGCGGGACAUGCGGUUCAGGUGCGCGUGGUUGAGGGCAAAGAGCCGGCACAUUUUAUGGCUAUAUUUGGCGGUAAAAUGGUUAUACUUAUGGGUGGAUUCGGCAGUGGUUUCAACAAUAAUCAGUCAAAUGAGGAAUCGCUGAAAAACACGAGUCUUUUGCAAGUGAGGGGAACCAAUCAAUACAGUACUAAAGCGGUUGAAGUACAUCCCAGUGCCUCAUCUCUCAAUUCAAACGAUGUCUUCGUUUUGUUGACUCACGAGAUCGCUUAUGUGUGGGCAGGAAAGGGAAGUUUAGGAGACGAGCGAGAAAUGGCUAAAGAGAUCGCCGAACACCAGGGAAAGGGAGUUCUGUUGGUGUCUGAAGGGCAGGAAAAGGAUGACUUCUGGGAUGCGAUUGGAGGCAAACAAGAAUAUUCUAACGAUAAGAGACUACAACUCAGUGACGACCCCCACUCGCCCCGUCUCUUCCAAUGCAGUAAUGCUAACGGAUUGUUCACUAUUGAGGAGAUCCCUCACUUCGAUCAGUCGGACCUCAUUCAAGACGAUGUCAUGCUUUUGGACGCUUGGGACGCACUGUUCUUAUGGAUCGGAGACCUGUCCAACAGAGAGGAGAGAAAGUUGGCUCAGGAGGCGGCCCAACAGUAUCUCACGACAGACCCCAGCGGCCGAGACAUCGAUACACCCAUUAUUGUGAUUAAGCAAGGACACGAGCCCAUUAACUUUACCGGAUUUUUCGGGGUGUGGGAUAUAACUAUGUGGAAUAAGAAUAAGAGUUACGAAGAAAUAAAGAGUGCAUUAAAGGACGGCAAAUCGGAAAGUGUCAAGAUCAUUAAAGCGAGCGCUAUGAACAAUGGACACUCCGGGGACUUUGGAUCAGUGAACAAGUAUCCCGUCGAUCAGUUGAGGGUAAAAGACGCCAAUCAGUUGCCGGAAGAUGUGGAGCCGACCCGAAAAGAAGUGAUUUAUUAUAGAUUCAAUGAAAAUGCUAGUUAUUAA
Messenger RNA from Oppiella nova, 2489 nucleotides. The record is from the annotation of a GenBank genome assembly. NCBI's taxonomy places the organism in Eukaryota, Metazoa, Arthropoda, Arachnida, Sarcoptiformes, Oppiidae.